AUGCUGAAAUUGUUAUUUGUUUGUUUAUUUCUCUUCUUCGUCGUUGUCUUCUCUGUUGAUCCAAUAUGCCCUGAUCAUUUCGUCUAUCAAAGUGAUCUCAAUCUUUGCUUGUUUUAUCGAGGGGAAACUGAUUCGUGGAGUCAUGCGAGGGAUGAUUGUUUGAGUGACCAUGGGGAUCUUCUCUCCGUUCACAAUACUUUCCAAAACAAUCUACUGGCUCAAAUUCAAUUCAAUAUGACUGGAGAAAAUCGUUGUUGGUUGGGUGCUCAUCGUGACCAAGGAAAUAUAUGGACGUGGAGUGAUGGAACACCACUUGAUUAUGAUCGCUUCUUUCAGUCAAGCAAAGUUGGUGACUGUGCUUACUUGGAUGGAAGUGAUCGAAUGUGGAAGAUCACUUCCUGCAAUGAGAAACACAAAUGGUUGUGUGCAACGAAUGCGAUCAUUCCAUCAACGACAGCUCCACCGACGACAGCAUCGGAUCUCGGAUGUGCACCUCCCGAACAGCAACCAUUGUACAAAUGCAAAAAAGGAUGGCAAUACAAUCCACAAACAGGAUAUCAAUACAUGGUUGUCAUUGAUCAAAGUUACACAAAUGCUGAAUCAUAUUGUGUGAAUCAAGGCGGUCAUCUUGUUUCGAUUCACAGUGCUGCUGAGAAUGAUUUUGUGAAGAAUCUUUGCUGUACAUCGGCUUGUCAAACGAGUCACAACAAUUUGUAUGCUUUUUAUUUGACUGGUGGGAUAAAGACAAAUGGAACGUUUAUCUGGACCGAUGGGAGUCCAUUCGAUUAUCAGCACAGUAUUUGUGAGACCGAUGGAGAGGACAAUGAUAUUAUUUAUAUGAUGAACUUUCAAGGAUGUAAUCUUUGUGGUCAACCCGGGAUAUGGCAAAUUUUCGAAGCUACCCUAAAGUCGCGAGUA
This is a messenger RNA of Mesorhabditis belari, 918 nucleotides long. The record is from the annotation of a GenBank genome assembly. NCBI's taxonomy places the organism in Eukaryota, Metazoa, Nematoda, Chromadorea, Rhabditida, Rhabditidae.